AUGAAGUGGGCUACUAUCACCACGGCUUUGUUGCCAUUGGCCUCGGCCAGCGGCUUUACUCGUCAGGAAUAUGCCUCGGGAGAGGUCAUGGAGCUGAUGAUGAACGGCAAGGAGGCUGCAUGGGCCAAGCAACGUGCUGCUGGCAAGUUCGACAGCGCCAGGUGGAACGGCUUUGAGAAAAAGAGGACCGACAAGAGCGUUAUCAAGUGCAAGCUUGGUCGCGUUGAGGCUGUCAAGGACGAUCCAGACCAGACGUACAGGUGCAACAACAUUGACUUGUACGACUUCAAGACGCACGCUGAGCUCGGUGAUCCCAUUGGAGACGGCUCUGGAUCCUGGGGAUGGACACACCGUGGCCGUGAGUUUAUUGCCAUCGGCCAAACCUACGGUGCCUCCUUCUCUGAGGUUACCAGGGAGGGCAAACUUGAGUACCUUGGUCGUCUUCCCGCCCAGAAUGACUCCGUCAUCUGGCGUGAGAUUAAAGUCCUCGGUGACUCUCUUAUUGUUGGAUCCGAGGGUAUCGGCCACCACGUCCAGAUCUUUGACCUGAAGAAGCUUCUUAAGCUUUCUCCUAAGAGCCCUUAUACUUUCGACAAGGUCAAGGAUGUUGCCCUUGUCGACAUCAACCAGGGUAUCAAGGGCCGUACCCACACCGUUAUCGCCAACGAGGAGAAGAACUACGCCGUUGCCUGCGGUGCCGGCGGUCGACCAGGCCGUAACGAUACUUGUGCUGGUGGUCCCAUGUUCAUCAACAUGGAUGAUCCAACUAAGCCCUACGUCGAGGGAUGUGCGGGACAAGAUUCAUAUUGUCAUGACCUCCAAUGCAUUGUCUACCGUGGUCCCCACAAGAAAUACUACGGACGGGACAUUUGCUACGGCUACAACGAAGAUACUUUGACAAUUUAUGAUGUCACGAACAAGAAGGGUAUGGGCAAUGCUGGCGCCAUCAUUUCCCGCACCCCAUACGUCGGUGCUUCCUACACCCACCAGGGCUGGGUUAUUGACCCUUACUGGCAAACUCACCUUGUUAUGGACGACGAGCUCGACGAGGGUCAAAUCGAUCCCAACCGUACAGCCCCAGACUCACCUGCUCGAGACGGGUUUGCAGUAACCUACGUGGUCGAUAUCCAAAAUCUUGAGAAGCCAUUUGUUAGCGGCCACUACAAGACGACCACCCGUUCGGUCGACCACAACCAAUAUGUGUACGAUGGCCUAUCUUAUCAAUCGAACUACCAAGCCGGCCUAAGGAUCCUCGAUGUAUCGUCUAUCCCUCGCUACCCUGACGGUUCGAAGAUCAAAGAGAUUGCGUACUUUGAUGUGUAUCCUGGAGACGACGCGAAGCCUGGAGGCGGUGAUGCACUUUGGGAUGCUGGCACUUGGUCGGCAUAUACGUUUGAUUCUGGUUUUGUUGUUAUCAACACAAUCGACCGUGGCGUUUUCGUUGUAAAACAAGCUGACGUCAAGGGCCGUAAGAAGGGCAAAGGAAAAUUCUGGAAGGAUUAG
Bipolaris zeicola 26-R-13 is the source of this 1503-nucleotide messenger RNA. RefSeq lists its product as uncharacterized. The transcript has 3 exons. Bases 1 to 1503 code for a protein of 500 amino acids. NCBI's taxonomy places the organism in Eukaryota, Fungi, Ascomycota, Dothideomycetes, Pleosporales, Pleosporaceae. Gene Ontology annotation, cellular component: extracellular region. The record is from RefSeq and is a predicted model, not a curated record.